Molecule: messenger RNA, 2422 nt
Organism: Geodia barretti
Lineage: Eukaryota; Metazoa; Porifera; Demospongiae; Tetractinellida; Geodiidae
Source: the annotation of a GenBank genome assembly
GAGAUGGCUAGUGAAGGUGGUAGCAGUGAUGUAGAGUCAGAUCAUGGAACCGAUCUACUUACUUCUCGUCCUCGUCACUCCGAGAAAGACGAUGAAGAGGAGGAGCAGGAGCGAGGAGGGAAUGAGAAAAGGACAGUCAGAGUUCUCCACUGUCUCCGUCGCUGGUGGAAGACGAUAGUUAUUCUGGGGACACCUCUCCUCCUCUCUCCCCUCCCCCUCUCCCUACAUUCCACUGUCAGACAAACCCUAUUCAUUCACUCACUCUAGUCUCUAUAAUCUUUCUCUUUUUGCGGGUUAAUUGGAGGAAAUUUAUUCAGACUUCCCUUUGCUAAUAAACACCUACAUCGAACUAUUGCUGAGCAGUGCAAUAUUUCGGUAAAUUAUUUUUAAGCUGACUACAGUCUAUUUUUUUCCAGAUAGCCUCUGUAUAUUCAAUUUCAUCACCUUAUAUAAAAUUAACACUUACAACAGAGGUAGAUGAGUCCGGAGCCCAAAAUUUGCCGGAUAUUAUUCUCACAUAAACAUACUCUCUUCACAAGUAGAAUACUAUCUGUGACUGUCUCUCGUCAGGAGGCAAUGGCGGCCUAUGCCAUAGCUAUUAUAGCAGUGUACUGGGUGACUGAGGCUCUACCACUGGCAGUGACGGCCCUUCUCCCCAUCUGGCUGUUCCCAGCCCUCGGAGUACUCAGUGCACGCGACACAGCCAGCAACUACCUCUCCGACACAAACAUGCUCUUCGUUGGAGGGCUCAUGGUUGCCGUGGCGAUAGAGAAAUGGAACCUGCACAAGAGGAUAGCUCUCCUGGUUCUGCUUGCUGUUGGCUCCAGUCCUAGAUGGUUGCUCCUGGGGUUCAUGGGUACGACGGCAUUCCUGUCAAUGUGGAUGAGCAACACGGCAGUUGCAGCCAUGAUGUUGGCCAUUGCUCACGCUGUGCUUCAGGAACUGGAGGAAGACAGCUCCUCUCACAGUAAUGGAGGGGGGCUCCCACAAUCAGCGGUGAAGAUAUUGUAUUCGAAGAGGUACAGUGAGGACUCGGGUGAGACCAAUGAAGAGGUUUCAGUGGAGAUUGGGAGAGAGGGGAGAGAGGGAGGAGAAAGAGAUGAGGCGAACGCCUCACUACUAGGGUCCAGGGAGAUGGAAAGUGGUGGUCAGAGAAGUGAGGGAGAGGAUGAUUCCUCUCUGCGGAGACUGGCCAGGGUCUUGGUGUUGGGAGUGGCGUAUGCUGCCAAUAUUGGUGGUACAGCCACUCUCACUGGUACAGGACCUAACAUUGUUCUCAGUGGACUCUCUGUCAGCCUCUUCCCAGAGAGUGGAGGGAUAAACUUUGGUCUUUGGUUCGUGUUUGCCACUCCAGCGAUGGUCCUGACCCUCCUCCUGUCCUGGCUGUACCUCUCCCUCCUCUUCUGUGAUGACAGCUUUGUUUGGGUGAAAAAGAAGUUGUUAAAGAGGAGGGUGAGAUUUCAGAGUGGGAGAGCAAAGAGGGUCAUCAGAGAGCAGUACCGACUCCUCGGGAGGAUCAAGUAUGCUGAGGUGGUGGUUCUGGGUCUGUUUGUCCUGCUCGCUCUGCUGUGGCUGUUCCGAGAGCCUCGGUUCAUCCCAGGAUGGGCCUCCGUCUUCCGCAGCAGUGGAGGGGCAAGUUACUUCAGUGACUCCAGCACAGCAAUGUUUGUUGUCUUUCUCAUGUUUAUCAUUCCAUCGCGCCCUCCCUGCUGGGGUAAAGGUGUAUGUAUGUGUGUGUGUAGGUUCUGGUGUGUCAUACCAACUAAGGCGGUGGUGGGAAUGGGAACGGGACUCUGUUGGAUUGGAACACAGUCCAGAGCAAACUGGCAUGGAACGUGGUCAUACUCCUGGGGGCUGGACUGGCUCUCUCAGCUGGUGCUAAGGAAUCAGGGCUAAGCUCGUGGGUGGGUCAUCAGCUGCUAUCUCUCAGGGACUUCCCCACUCCAGCCAUCUCUCUCUGUAUCAGUAUCAUCAUAGCAGGGGUCACAGAGGUCAUGUCCAAUGUCGCUACCACCACCCUCUUCCUCCCAGUGCUGGCCCAACUGGCUGUUGAACUGGGGGUGAAUCCUCUCUACUUCAUGAUCCCAGCCACUGUCUCUGCCUCAUAUGCCUUCAUGCUCCCCGUGGCCACACCCCCCAAUGCCAUGGCAUUCUCCUACGGCUACCUGAAGGUGUACCACAUGGUGCUAACUGGAGUCCUCAUGAACCUCCUGGGUGUGGGGAUAGUCACUCUCUUCCUCAAUACCACUGGGAGACUCAUCUUCCACCUUGACACCUUCCCCUCCUGGGCCACCAACAUUACCUCCCCUCCUGUCUGCCUGCAAUGGACAGCUCUCAACGAAACAUUCUAUAGCUCAGCCAACACUGGCUAGCUAUAUAGUGGCUAAGUUUUUGUCUUUCAAAUCUCAAUUCUAUUCCAGUA